Molecule: messenger RNA, 2644 nt
Organism: Diceros bicornis minor
Lineage: Eukaryota; Metazoa; Chordata; Mammalia; Perissodactyla; Rhinocerotidae
Gene: VIPAS39
Product: VPS33B interacting protein, apical-basolateral polarity regulator, spe-39 homolog
Exons: 21
Coding region: 145-1626 (493 amino acids)
Biological process (GO): intracellular protein transport; vacuolar transport
Cellular component (GO): cytoplasm
Source: RefSeq, a predicted model, not a curated record
UCCGCCCCUUUUUAUGCCGCAUAGGCCGACUAGAAAGGCUGCUCCAGUGGUGGAAGAGCCUGGCGCUGUCCUGAGAGGGAGGGCUCGGUGUGGAAGAGAGUGAAAAAUAGUUGGAAGGACCAUGCAAGUCAGAGUGGAAAUGAUAUGAAUCGGACAAAGGGUGAUGAGGAGGAGUACUGGAACAGCUCCAAGUUCAAGGCUUUUACCUUUGAUGAUGAAGAUGAUGAGCUCUCACAGUUAAAGGAAUCCAAGCGAGCAGUGAAUAGCCUUCGGGACUUCGUGGAUGAUGAUGAUGACGACGACCUGGAGAGAGUCAGCUGGGGUGGGGAACCUGUGGGAAGUAUCUCAUGGUCCAUCAAAGAGACUGCUGGUACUAGUGGGUCAAACCAUGAAGGGCGUGAACAGCUAAAGAGUCGAAACAGCUUCUCCUCCUAUGCGCCACUACCUAAACCUACUUCUACCUACUCCCUGAGCAGCUUUUUUAGAGGGAGAACUAGACCUGGAAGUUUCCAGUCUCUUUCUGAUGCUUUGUCGGACACACCUGCCAAAAGCUAUGCUCCAGAGCUGGGGAGACCCAAGGGAGAGUAUAGGGAUUACAGCAAUGACUGGAGCCCCAGUGACACAGUGCGGCGCCUCCGGAAGGGCAAGGUCUGCUCACUAGAAAGAUUCCGCUCCUUACAGGACAAGCUACAACUUCUAGAAGAAGCAGUUAGCAUGCAUGAUGGAAAUGUCAUUACUGCAGUUCUGAUCUUCCUGAAGAGGACACUAAGCAAAGAGAUCCUCUUCCGAGAGCUGGAGGUGCGACAGGUUGCCCUGCGACAUCUCAUUCACUUCCUUAAGGAAAUAGGGGACCAAAAGCUGCUUUUGGACCUCUUUAGGUUCCUAGAUAGAACAGAAGAGCUUGCGCUAUCCCAUUAUCGAGAGCACUUGAACAUUCAGGACCCUGAGAAACGAAAAGAAUUUCUUAAGACCUGCAUUGGUUUGCCAUUUUCAGCAGAAGAUUCUGCACACAUACAGGACCAUUACACACUCCUGGAACGUCAGAUCAUUAUCGAGGCAAAUGAUCGACAUCUAGAAUCAGCAGGACAGACUGAGAUCUUCCGGAAGCACCCCCGGAAAGCUUCCAUCCUCAACAUGCCAUUAGUGACAACGCUCUUCUACUCCUGCUUCUACCAUUACACGGAGGCUGAGGGGACAUUCAGCAGUCCAGUCAACCUGAAGAAGACAUUUAAGAUCCCAGACAAACAGUAUGUGCUGACAGCCCUGGCUGCUCGUGCCAAGCUUCGAGCCUGGCAAGAUGUAGAUGCCCUCUUUACCACAAAGAACUGGCUGGGCUACACGAAGAAGAGAGCACCUAUUGGCUUCCAUCGAGUUGUAGAAAUUUUGCACAAGAACAGUGCCCCUGUCCAGAUAUUACAGGAGUAUGUCAAUCUGGUAGAAGAUGUGGAUACAAAGUUGAACUUAGCCACCAAGUUCAAGUGCCAUGAUGUCGUCAUUGAUACUUGCCGGGACCUGAAGGAUCGUCAGCAGCUGUUGGCAUAUAGGAGUAAGGUGGAUAAAGGAUCUGCAGAGGAGGAGAAGAUUGAUGCCAUUCUCAACAGCUCGCAAAUUCGAUGGAAGAAUUAAGUGGCGUUAGCUAGCCUGAAACCUGUCUCAUUUCUUCCUUUCCUACCUGUGAAAGUGGAGAGCGCUCUUCUUGGGGAGAGUCACAGCAUCACAUCGCUUGGGCCCGUCGUCAACAGGCAGUACCUGCUUACUCUUGGGACAGAAAUCAGCACCUGGGCACAGAUAGUUUCAGACUGCUCUUCUGUCCAAGGCCACCAACUAAGGGCUGAGACCUAAAACUCUGACUUAUGAGAAGGAUUCUCUCCACCUGGUGCUCACGUGAAGGUGGGAGUGAUUUCUAGAUUGGGCCCAUAUUGGGCAAGAUCUCUCUUGGUCUGAGAAAUGUGACUGCUCCAGAAAGAGUCUCCUAGACGAAGAGGUACAGGUGUCAUAGGGUGGCCACUCCAUUCCCCUCAGCUGAUUAUGACCCUGGACUUGGUGCUGAGCAUUGGCAGUUUGCUCUAAAUAAAGUCAGAACAGAACAGAAAUGGCUCUCUCCCAGGGGCCUCAGGAAGGGCUGCCAGUGUUGCCAGGACCUGCUGGAGGCGCCCUCACCCCAGACUGCACAGAGCCCUCCCUGUUAGGACAGAGAUUGUCCAGACGUUGUGUUUCUUCAGCCAGCGUCCUUCUGCUGCCCUAGUCUACCCUCUGUCCAGAAACUUGUAGUUCCUCUCUGACCUGCACACUGAUGGCCUUGUGUGGGUGAUGAGAACAUCCUCCUUAUCUUUUCCUCUACUUCUCCCACCCUAGACCCAUAACCUUAAUGGAGCUCAGAUUCAGCAGUGCUGGAGAGCUCCCUUUAUGCACAAAUCUCAUCAUUUCACUAGGAGCUUCCAGAAGUUUCACCAGGGCUAAACUCAGCAGCAUUUCUGACUGUUAGGAUAUUAAGAUGGAGGUUUUAGUUUCACACUUGGUUUUUAAGAGGAGAUUCUGUAACGUUAAAUUCCUGCCCUGCACUAAUAUUAGCCUCUCUUCUCUGUCACUGAACUGGGUUUCCUGGACAUGCCUAGUCUCCUAAUAAAGCUGUUUCUUCCUUGGU